AUGGCUCGGUGUUCACAAAUCUUGAUGGUCUUCCUCGUCUUGGUUCCAUUGUACUUGGCACUUGAUUGCAGGUAAGAAAACAACGAAGCUCGAAAUGAAAUUUAAAAAAAACUUAUUUAGAAAAUUCUCAUUUGCUCCGGCAUGCAGAGGAAUUAUGCUCAAACGUUCGGGAGCACAUCCAGGAUUCCAAACUGCUGAAGAACCAGUACAAAUUGAUGUAGGUGAAGCAACUGAAAUUGAAAUUGAAAUUGAAAUUUUCAGGUCGAGAAAACUUUGAGCUGGUUAUCGAAAGUUGUUGCUGAACACAGCAAUGCUGAUUGUAUCAGUGUUGAUUAUCUCAUCUCCAAACUUGGCAACGGUAGGCAGCAACAAAACAAAAAACGUUUUUAAUUAUACAAUUUUUUUUUCAGGUUACUAA
Molecule: messenger RNA, 418 nt
Organism: Caenorhabditis angaria
Lineage: Eukaryota; Metazoa; Nematoda; Chromadorea; Rhabditida; Rhabditidae
Source: the annotation of a GenBank genome assembly